Messenger RNA from Acipenser ruthenus (sterlet), 3892 nucleotides. RefSeq names its product protein mono-ADP-ribosyltransferase PARP9-like. Gene Ontology annotation, biological process: positive regulation of type II interferon-mediated signaling pathway; negative regulation of gene expression. The record is from RefSeq and is a predicted model, not a curated record. Lineage: Eukaryota; Metazoa; Chordata; Actinopteri; Acipenseriformes; Acipenseridae. The coding region runs from base 772 to 3363 and encodes 863 amino acids. The transcript is spliced from 11 exons. Gene Ontology annotation, cellular component: nucleus; cytoplasm. Gene Ontology annotation, molecular function: transcription corepressor activity; ubiquitin-like protein ligase binding; NAD+ poly-ADP-ribosyltransferase activity.
AAAGUCCCCUAACAAAACAACCUUCUGGAUACAUACUGCAGACUGUAUCCAAUCAGCUAAUCACCACACCUAUUGAGUGCCGCGGCUACUAGUAAGUUAUAGGCUAGUUGUUUAACAAAACGUUUGUCUAAACUUUUUGCAUAACAUGUAACUUUUAAUUAAUUAAAACCUUUUAAAUAACCGUUUAAAGCUAAUGUGUGUUUUUAAUGCUUGCUACUAGCCCUUUAAAAUGAUGCAGUUAGUGUAGUGAAUAAUGGCAAGAAUAAAGACAGUUUUUAAAAAAAAAAACCUGCAGUGUAUAUCAAAGCUAAAACGAUUUUAAACCUAAAGCGGAGGGGAGAUUUUCAGACUUUGUUAUUUGAUUGGAGAUUUUAAAAAUUAAACUCUUAGCCGUUUUUAUUUAAUAAAUACUGUAACUUAAAAAGCGCUUUUUGGGUCGUUUUCUAAACUAGACGUUGACAGUAGUGUUUGAAACACCAUUUUGCAAGACCGUAGCGCCUCCGUACAAAGACCAAGUGCAGUUACAGUCAAAGUUUCACUUUCGAUUUCUUGUAAGUAGGUGGUUGUUUUUUUUGCGUGCAAAUGAAGGCAUAAUCAUAUAGAAACUGAUUCGGGAUCCUGAAAAGAAGGUUAAUUAAUCUCCAUGAAAAAAACUCCUGUUCUGCGGUAGGUAUUCACUUUCAAAAUCGACGACUGGGUUGCAACUAGAGCGCACUUUGAGUUCUCAACAGAACUACUACAGCUUUUUCAAAGAAUAGUUUUAAGGAGAGCAUGAUGAAUAUGAAUGAAACCAUCAUACAAGUUCCAGCUGAUAGUGAAAUUGCACAAACUCUAAGUGAACAUGGGGACUUAAGCUAUGUUGUGAGGAGCAAAUUUGGAUGUGAUGCUGUUCUUAAGAAUGCCAAAGCUAUUGGAUCUCAGUGGGGAAACCCACAAGCAGGAUCCUUCAAACCUGAAAUUAGGUAUUCAAAGACACUGGACAAGGGGCUGAAGAUCUCUGUCUGGAAAGAUGAUUUGACCACACACAAGGUUGAUGCUGUGGUCAAUGCUGCCAAUGCUAGAUUACAGCAUUAUGGUGGCCUUGCUGCUGCAUUGUCAAUGGCAGGUGGGCCAACAAUACAAACGAUGAGUGAUGAAAUCAUAAGAAAGAACGGGGAUGUGCCUACUGGUGAAGCAGUUGUUACUACAGCAGGGCACCUUCCCUGUAAGAUGAUUAUUCAUGCUGUUGGCCCUCAGUGCAAUCCACAGAUCAGUAAACAUGAACUGGAUCAUGCAUCAACUCUGCUCGAAAAAGCUGUAUGUAGUGUGAUAAAGAAAGCAGAGAAAGAAGGUAUUCAUUCCGUUGCCAUUCCUGCUUUAAGCUCCGGUUUAUUCAGCUUCCCUCUAGCUCUCUGCGCUGAAAUCAUUGUAAAAACAAUAAAACGAUUGCAUAACUAUUCAAAGAAGAGUAGUUUAAAUGAGAUCCGCUUGGUUAAUCACGAUGAUAAAACAGUCGUUGAAAUGGAAAAGGCCUGCAGAACAGUGCUUGGCCCUGCAGAUGACAAAAGACUAUCCUACAGUGACGCUGUAACAAAUCACACACCUACCCAAUCAGCAGAUUCAGUCCGAAUAGGAAAUGUCACUGUGCAUAUCAAACAGGGGUGUAUUGAAGAUGAGAAGGCUAAUGUGAUUGUGAAUACAGUGGCAACAGAUCUUAAUUUAAGCCAAGGGAAUGUUUCUCUUGCAAUUCUGAGUAAAGCUGGGAGACAACUUCAGCAUGAAAUAAAUAAAGUAACAAACUCAUAUGCACAGCAUGGUGAUGUGAUAAAAACUAGAGGAUUCCAAAUGGGCUGUGAUUUUCUAUAUCACACUGUAUGCCCAUUCUGGUCAGAUUACAAGUCAUCAGAGAUACUUUCUAAAAUUGUGAUGAAGUCUUUACGUAUGGCUGAAAGUGACUCGGAGAAAUCCAUUGCAUUCCCUGCCAUUGGCACCGGAAAUCUGGGUUUCCCUAAAGACAAAGUAGCAAAAAUCAUGAUAGAACAAGUUUUAGAUUUUGCUGAACGCGUUUAUAAGGGCAGUAAACUUGACGUCUUCUUUGUUCUAUAUCCACCUGAUCAGGGCACUGUCAAGGCCUUUGAGAAGGAAUUAAAAGCAGUUAAAGGAAGAUUAAAAAGUGCUGGUAGCCAAGCUUCUGACAGCUCGACCAAUGAAAGCAACAGAUGGAAGGAUGCCAUGUCCAGUUCUCUGGGUACCAAUAAGCAAGGACCGUGUGUUGAAAUUUUUGGGGAAGAUAAGGAAGCAAUAAUGGAAGCAGAGAAAUGGAUCAGAUUCACCCUGCUUCGUUCUCCAGAACGUCUCACCAUUCAGAACAACCACAUUUAUUACUUUGGCCAGAAGGAGCACGUUGAUCUGUCUAGGUUUCAGUGUAUUUACGAAGUGUCCAUAAAAGAAAUGGUAAAGGAUGGAAAAGCGAGUUUAGAGAUUACAGGCACUCCCCAGAGAGUCAUAAAAACAAUGCUGGCAGUUGAGAAGUUGUGCUGUGAAGUGCAGGAAGAGUAUGCUAUGGCAGAAGAGAAUGAGAUGUUGCAAUCCUUGGUCCAGUGGCGAUGUACUGACAUCCCUGCACUGGCAGAAACAGAGAUCACAAGCAGUAUAGAGAGAGCAUACUUGUCAAGGAAGAUGUCACCAGUUAUUAUCAUUAACGGACAGAAAAUCAAAGUCUCAUUUAAUUUCAGACAGCAAAGUGCGAUAGCUAUGACAGACCAUGGAAAAGCUUACAAUUUUGAAAGGAAAUGCCUGUUGGAGAUGGAUCAUGCCGAGAUGUACACUACCCUAAAUGGGUCAUUUUAUCAAAGGAUCGUUGAAGAUUCUUACAAAAAUCAGCAUAAAGAGAAAGUCCAAUUAUAUAAAAAAACUGGUCUUGAAGUUGUUAAGAUUGAAAGUAUAAAGAAUCCACUUCUGAGGAUUCAUUUUGAAUUGAAAAAGAAUGCUCUUGGAGGAAAGGUACAGACUCUGUACCACCGGGUCCCAGCACAGUUCUGCAUUCCAGUAUGCAGGGCAGGAUUUCAGAGGGUAUAUUCCCAGCCAGAAAAACAAAAUUUGGGAGCUGGUCUAUAUUUCAAUGAAACGCUUGAUACAUUGAUGAGAGACCAGAGUAAUGAUUUUGAGAGGGAUGCAAUGAUUUACAUCUUUGAAGCUCAGGUUGUGACUGGGAAAACCACAAAUGGCUCACCAGACUUGAUUGUACCUCCUAGUCAGAGAGCAGACAGCAUGACACGGUAUGAUAGUGUUUCCGGUGGAACGUCCACACAUGUCAUUUUCAACAGUCGGCAAGCUUAUCCUGAAUAUUUAAUUACAUGCAGACAGUCAUCUGCCUCUCCAUGAUGAAGACAUGUUAAAUGACACGCCUGAUUUGAGAUGUUCAUUAUAACAGAAUUGUCCCUUAACAUGUAAUUUUUACAGCCUUAUUCAAACUUUGUCUCUCAUAUGUGUGCUAAAAGGCUUGUUAUGAUCAGAUAAUCACUAUUAUUGAUCUAAAUACUUUAAUAAAAAUAUUGUUUAAUCAUUUAUUUGUUUAAGAGAUAUGUAUUGUAUAUGAUUAUUUUCUUGUUUAUCUUAGGGUUUGUUUUGUUUUUCCUUAUAAUUGUGUUAAUUCUCAAAUCUAGAAGUUAUUUUGUGUUAAAAGGUGGAAGUGAUGUAUUGACUUGACGAAUUAUGGUUCAAGAUCAACAGAUUGAAUCACUUUUAUAAGCAGCUGACAAUAAUAAAAACAGUAACUUUGUAAGCCUUUCAUACUAUUUAGUGGCAGAAUGUUAUUUUGAAUAUACUUUUAACAAAUAGGGGAACAUUUAAUUGUAAAAUGAUAUGACCUUAAAACCAAAAAAAUAUUUCUAAAUAAAGUAAAAUUACAAUG